CAUCGGAGGGGAUGCUGAGAGCAAUUUCAGGUUUUGCUCCAAGAUCUUUCUACGUAAGUGAAAAAGAAGUGCUCAAAACUUGCAACUUGACAAGGAUGGAUAAAUACGUCACCCGAAGCAGACUUCGUGAUGAUGAACGUAAGGCAGAGGUUGAGGAACAGAAAAGAAAAUUCCUGACCAUGAAGUUGGUGGACAAGAGAAAGUUGUACAAGUGUAAAGAAAAGUUUAUCAAGCUUGAAGACCUUCCCGUGUGGCCUGAAUACUUUGAAGAACAUCUCAAAGAGGACGAGCAGAGCUUAUGUUGGUGGAAAAGGAAUAAACAUAGAGUGACAAAAAAAGUCUCUGAAGAACUGAAUACAAAAAUGUCCAUCUUCACGGGUGAUAUCACAUCUUUGGAAAUUGAUGCCAUAGCAAAUGCUGCUAAUGAGUCAUUGUUGGGUGGAGGUGGAGUGGAUGGUGCCAUUCAUGCGGCUGCUGGGCCUCUGCUGCGUUCUGAGUGUGAGCUGCUUAACGGUUGCAGUGCUGGGAAUGCCAAGAUAUCAUUAGGCUACAAGCUGCCUGCGAAAUAUGUACUUCACACUGUCGGCCCCCGAGGAGAGAAGCCUGAUGUUCUUCGGAGCUGUUACAAGAACUCUCUGAAACUUCUCAAAGAAAACAAACUGCGUAGUGUGGCUUUCCCCUGCAUUUCCACUGGUAUUUUUGGAUACCCUAAUGAAAAAGCAGCAAAAGUGGCUUUGGAAACCAUACGAGAAUUUCUUGAAACAGAUGAAUAUGGGAAAGAUGUUGAUCGGGUGAUCAUGUGCCUGUUCCUGAAAAAGGAUGUUGAGAUCUACCGUGAGCAAAUGCAGAUGUUCUUCCCAGUGGACCACUCAGACAAACAGGAGACCCCCCAGGACACAGAGCGGAAACCUGUAGAAUCUGAUGAGAACCCCCAGGACAGAGGGAGGAGACCUGUAGAAUCGGAUGAGAAUCUUCUGGAUAUGCAGGAAAGUCCUCAGAACAAACAGGAGAGCCCCCAAGAAUCAGAGAACGACCCUCAGGAUAUUCAGGGAAGCCCUAAAAACGCACAGGAGGGCCCCCAGGAAUCAGAAAAUGACCCUCAGGAUAUGCAGGAAAGUCCUCAGAACACACAGGUGAGCCCUCAAGAAUCAAAAAAGGACUCUCAGAAUAUGCAGGGAAGGGCUCAAAACACACAAGAGAGACCCCAAGAAUCAGAAAACGACCCCCACAAACCAGAUGAUCAAGAAGGAACAGAUGAAUCUAAACCUGCUGAUAAAUAGUCUAAGGCACAAGGCUCUAUCUAGGAGAUUGUGAUGGCCUUGUGUGUUAUAGCCAUCUGCUGUGGCCUGUGUGGGACUUCUGUGAUAUUGUAGUACCAAAAGGACAGAGGAAACAUUUGUCAUUGCUUCAGACUUGCCAAGUACUCUGAUUUUUUACAACAUUUUUAUGCACAUUGAUGAACACCAACCAGAUUUCCAUAAAAUCCUAUUUUUUUCCUUGAAUUCUGUUGCUUCCAUCAGUUGUUCGCACCUUAUCGUAAACCAUGUUGAAUACACUGAUCAUUUUGUAAAGAAAUUUCUAAAAGGUCAAUUAUUUUGAAAUAUACGUAUGAUAUUUUUAGAAGAUUAUCUCCCUUUUCCAGGAUUUCGGGGCAUGCGUCUGGACAAAUCUCCAGGAUCUAAAUGGCUAAAUAAUUACAUGAAAAUACAGUCGAACCAGUCACGACAUAGACUGCUACAAACAACCACUUUCUAUUUCCCCUCUUACCUUUUUUCUGUGUAAUGGUACUGCGUGAAACAAUAAUCUGUUCAGCUGCGGCCUCUAUAUUUUAUCAACUAACCGCCCAGAAACCUUUUUAAGAUGGUUACGCAAAUCUGUCCUCGCCCAAUGUCUAGAGUAGAUUAUAUAUCGGCUCCUGGUGCUGUGUAGGAGCCAUCAUAAUCCAUUUUUCUGUUGUUAUUGUUGGUCCCUCCAAUGAAUGGACCGAUCAUAUUUCUCAAGUUAACCAGUCGGUUAAAGCCUUUCAGCCUUUUGUUAGUGUAAUCAUUUAAAAAUAGAGUGAUUUUGACAUUUGAAUUCUUGUUCCAAAAGUAGUCCCAGUUUCUUUUUGAUUUUUUUCACACAAAUGGGGUAACUCAGUAACUGAUCAAGCAUUUGAUUUAGCAAAUAAAAAAUGUUGGCGCCAAAAUGGAAAAAGGUGUUUUGUCAGCUUAUGACAGUGACUGGGUUCUGGAGAUUGAUUUUUUUUCUCCCAAACUUCUAAUUUUUGGAUGGAUUCUGAGAAAAACUGGUAUUUUUGAUCAUGAUUUGUUAGCAUUAGCAAGUCUGUUUCAUCCUCAGAUUGUAGAUUGAGUGCAAGAAGUGAUUAUAAUUUCCACAUCUCUUGUUCUGAAUUCAUUGAAUACCUCUUUCUGCUCUCAACAGACAAUAACAAUGUUCCACAGAGAAAUACAAAGAUAAUUAUGUGAUAUGGGACUUUGAGGGAAAAAGGUCAAUAUUUCAUUGGUUGAGGGUGUUGAAACUGUAUCAAAUCAAUGUUCUUUUUGUGCAAAACAAUUGUAAAUAUUCUGUUUUUGAAUAUUGUGCCUAAGAGUAAGAGUUGAUAAAAAUUCGUUAUCUCCUAGAUUCCAUGAUGGAAAUGAUCCAUUAAGAUUCAGUUGUUAGCGACUGGUAGUUUCUCUUUUUGCCUAUAUUAUAUAAUUCAGUGUGGUCUUAUAACUUAUGGUGACGUGGACAUAUGCUAGGUUUCAUAGUGCGUUUUCUACUCAUAGAUGUAAGUGAGCCGUAAUCAUAUCAUUUUAAUCACUUUUUUUAUAGGGGAGGGAAGGGGGGAUUUAUUGACAUAAGCUAUUAGUGAAUACUAACACUCCUAUCUAUUUAACAAUCAGUAUUCUCUUAAAGACAGGAUGUACUAUCUCCCCUCCUUAUGGCACAAAAACCAAUGUGUCAUCACAAUACAUGCCAUGCAUAAUAUAAUUUUAAGUCUCAGUCUUAUUUUGCUUUGUUAUUUUUAGACAGUUUUAGCUUACAAUUGAAAAUUCUGUUCUAAUCUGCUGCAAAUGCAAUUCUGAAGAGCCGUAUGGCAAAAACAACAAUAACCAAAAGUAAAAAAAAAAAAA
Aplysia californica (California sea hare) is the source of this 3119-nucleotide messenger RNA. RefSeq names its product ADP-ribose glycohydrolase MACROD2. NCBI's taxonomy places the organism in Eukaryota, Metazoa, Mollusca, Gastropoda, Aplysiida, Aplysiidae. Gene Ontology annotation, cellular component: nucleoplasm. Gene Ontology annotation, molecular function: ADP-ribosylglutamate-[protein] hydrolase activity. Gene Ontology annotation, biological process: peptidyl-glutamate ADP-deribosylation; DNA damage response; purine nucleoside metabolic process. The record is from RefSeq and is a predicted model, not a curated record.